AACAAUAGCUGCGGCGCAGACGGGACGGAUCCCCCAUCUGAUACUGCUGCAGUGGAGGGAUUCAUCACAAUUUGGCUAAAUCAUGGAGACUUUAUACGGGUUGCCGUUUGCAGUGUUGGAGUGUCCCAACAUUAAGCUGAAGAAACCAUCGUGGCUGCAUAUGCCGUCGGCGAUGACGGUUUACGCAAUCGUCAUCGUAUCCUACUUUCUUAUCACUGGAGGCAUCAUCUACGAUGUCAUUGUUGAACCACCAAGCGUAGGUUCCAUGACCGAUGAGCACGGACACCAGCGACCAGUCGCCUUUUUGGCAUACAGAGUAAAUGGCCAGUACAUUAUGGAGGGGCUAGCAUCCAGUUUUCUAUUCACAAUGGGAGGCCUUGGCUUUAUAAUCCUGGAUCGCUCCAACGCACCAAACAUUCCUAAACUCAACCGCUUCCUGUUGCUUUUCAUUGGAUUUGUCAGCGUGCUUCUGAGCUUCUUCAUGGCCAGGGUGUUCAUGCGCAUGAAGCUGCCAGGCUACCUCAUGGGAUAAGGUCACAAAUGGAUCACAAACCCAUCACUGACAGAUGAUCUGGAUAAGCAAAGGACCUUGAAAGGAGAGAAUUCAUUUUAUUGGGGGUGGGUAGGGGCUAACAGCGGUUCACACCAAAAAAAUCAGAUGGACUCGAGCUUCAAUGAAAUCAACAACACUGACUGAAAGCACUGACCAUGAAAAAGAAAUGUAACCUGGAUGUUAUCUUGAGCGCAGGGUGGGCUAGGCCUCAGUGUACUGGGGCAUUCCUCUCUUUUUCUCUUCUCCUUUUCAACUGCAAGGGACCAGCAGAUGAUCCCCUGCAGACUUUUAAGUGAGGUUGGGUUACUACUUUUGCUCUGUUAAGAAUCUAUACUCCAUAUACCAUAUGAGCAUUGACCACGUUAUUCUGAGCUUGCUGCAGUAUUCGGAAAAAUAGUCCUGCUGCUUUGAAACCAUACUAAAGCCCAAAUGCUGACGCCUGUGUAGCAUCACAUUACAAAUAUUAGUAUUACUUACACCCAGGUAGUCUGCUGGUAAGUUUUAUUUUCUUGUAAAUUCUGUAUAGCGUAACACCAUCUAUCAAGUGCCACACAGCACAACUCUGUCUCACAGCCUUUUGAAUAGUAGAAGAGCUGAGGAGAGGAGGUUGCCUCACACUCAUUUGCAAACAGUCUAAUCAUAUAAGAGUAAAGCUCUCUUAAACGAUUACAUGAUGGGGUCAUGGGGUUUAGAUGCAAUUAAGUUGUAUUUUGUUAAAAAAAAAUCUUUGGAAACACCUUCACCCUGUAGCUAUUAUCUUUUUGUAUAAGGAAGUGAAAUAAAUGUUCUUUCCAAACUCUCUUGUAAUAGCCAUGCUUGUAAAAACUGUUAACACGUACGUCAGUAUAAUUUUUGAACCCAUUUGCAUACAUUUUGAUGCAGCAAUUUCGACAAAAAUUGGAGAAAUGUGAAUAUAAAUUCAAACAGCGCUUAGUGUAUUUCCUCCUAAGGUGUAGUCAGUCUCUAGUUGAGCAUCUGCAGUUUCCAAGUUCAUAUUAAAUGUAAUUUGCCGAAAUCUCCACAAGGUGGGGUCCUCCAUCCAUCCAUCCAUUAUCUAUAACUGCUUAAUCUGUUCAGUCUGUUGGGACAAACUCUAGUCUGUCCCAACAGGCACUGAAUGCAAGGCAGGAAGACACCUUGGGCAGGUAACCAGUCCGCUGCAGGGUCGACACACAGUCACUCACACACCAUUCACACACACCUAUGGGCGAUUUAGAGACCCCAGUUCACUUUGGACUGUGACAGGAAACCUUCCGUCUCUCUGUAAAAUUAUUAAUAUUUAGGACAACUGUCUGCUGCAUGUAGGUCUGGGUACCACAAUCGGCAGAGCACCUGGUGUUAUGGCACUAAAACCAUCAGGGUAAGGGGGUUCAUUUUGUCCUAAGGUCACCCAUACUGCACCCAAUGACUGCAUGGCACUAAUGUCAUGCAGUCAUGUCAUUGUGAAGUGCCUUCUGUCACAAGAGCAGAAGUUCCUAAAACAAUGCUAGUUUAGCCGCGGUCCCUCUGCACAAUAAGAUGGACCUGCCACCUUGUGAGGAACUUGGAAGCACCGGUGAGGGAUCUCUUAGCCAGCAGUAAGGAAAAAGACACGAAUCCUCUGUCGG
Lampris incognitus (smalleye Pacific opah) is the source of this 2160-nucleotide messenger RNA. RefSeq names its product oligosaccharyltransferase complex subunit (gene ostc). The transcript is spliced from 4 exons. Gene Ontology annotation, cellular component: oligosaccharyltransferase complex. The record is from RefSeq and is a predicted model, not a curated record. The coding region runs from base 83 to 532 and encodes 149 amino acids. NCBI's taxonomy places the organism in Eukaryota, Metazoa, Chordata, Actinopteri, Lampriformes, Lampridae.